AUGGGGUUCUCUGAGAAGCCACAAGUGGAAGAGUCAGAUAGUACUAGAAAAUGGGUCAUCGCUGGAAUCUCUUUGCGAGCGCCAUUGAAGCCAAUAUACACCACCACCACUGUGGAGAAAGAAGAAGAAGAUCAAGGCGAAGGUGAGGUGGAAGAGUGUUCAACGACACCAAAAGGGGAAGAAGCAAGGAUUCCAGCCACGUCAAAGUGUCCACCAGCACCAAGGAAGAGAAAACCUACUCUGAAGUGCAAGUAUCGUGGUGGAGCUAGAGAGUUCUUCACUCCACCGGACUUAGAAACUGUGUUUAUACGGCAUAUUGAAAGGGCUAAUUGA
Messenger RNA from Sphenostylis stenocarpa, 333 nucleotides. NCBI's taxonomy places the organism in Eukaryota, Viridiplantae, Streptophyta, Magnoliopsida, Fabales, Fabaceae. The record is from the annotation of a GenBank genome assembly.